This is a messenger RNA of Papaver somniferum (opium poppy), 1730 nucleotides long. RefSeq lists its product as uncharacterized. NCBI's taxonomy places the organism in Eukaryota, Viridiplantae, Streptophyta, Magnoliopsida, Ranunculales, Papaveraceae. The transcript is spliced from 5 exons. The record is from RefSeq and is a predicted model, not a curated record. The coding region runs from base 336 to 1451 and encodes 371 amino acids.
AUAUUUUCCACUUUCCACUUUCCAGAGUCUUUUCUUCGUUGUUUUCCAUUAGAAAACCACUUUUUCCUUCUUUCAUUUUGAAUGAGGGAAGUUGAGCGAGUGAGGACUGAUGAGUGUAUAUUUACUUCUACUACUUCUUAACUUCCCAUCGAAUCUCACUGUAUCUUAUUAUUGAUAUGAUAAUGAUAGCAAUUCCCAUAAACUAAUUGAGCGUCAAAUCACAUUCACAGGGUUCGUAGUAUGAGUAUCUGUAGCAAUAGGUAGAAUUCCAUUCCCGUGGAGUUCAUUACCUUUUUGCUGAAUUCUUAUAUAUAAAAAGAAAUUUGGUUGCAGUAAUGGUAGGAGUAAAUAAGAAAAUCUCUGCAGCAUCAGCUAGAGCUCACACAAGAAAAAGGAACCAGAGCAAUGGACUCAAGCUUUCAUUCGGUAUGUGUAAGACAAUAUCACUAGUCGUGUUGAUGGUGUUUGUUGCAUUUGCUUAUCAAGCAAUUCAACCUCCACAUCCAAAGAUUUGUGGAUCUUCAGAUGGUCCGCCCAUUACGGCACCAAGAAUCAAACUCAAUGAUGGAAGGCAUUUAGCCUACAAAGAACAUGGAGUUCCAAAAAAUGAUGCCAAGUAUAAGAUUGUUUACAUUCAUGGAUUUGAUUCCUACAGACUUAAUCCGAUGCCCUUAUCUCAGGAAUUGGCUGAAGACUUAAGGAUAUAUAUGGUGUCAUUUGAUAGACCUGGUUAUGGAGAAAGUGAUCCGAAUCCAAAACGUACAGAUAAGAGUACUGCUUUUGAUGUGGAAGAGCUCGCUGACCAGUUGGGUCUAGGAUCCAAAUUCUAUGUGAUUGGAUUUUCUAUUGGAGGUCACGCGACUUGGGGCUGCCUCAAAUACAUCCCUCACCGGUUAGCAGGAGCAGCGCUACUCACUCCAGUAGUUAACUUCUGGUGGCCUGGUUUUCCUGCCAAAUUAGCUAAAGAAAUCUUUGCAUUGGCCUCUGUACGAGACCAAUGGACUGCUCGAGUGACUUACUACACCCCGUUCCUCACCUACUGGUGGAACACACAGAAAUGGUUUCCUUCUUCAAGUGUCGUAUCCGGCGUCGUUGACAUUUUCUCUAAACAGGAUUUAGAGCUUAUUCCCAGGCUUUUCAGCGGAGAUAGGACGCAAAUAAGGCAGCACGGUGAAUACGUGUCAAUUUUCAGUGACAUGAAUGUUGCUUUCGGAGGUUUUACGUUUGAUCCUAUGGAUCUUGAGAAUCCCUUCAAUAACGAUGAAGGUACAGUUCACCUAUGGCAGGGAGAUGAAGAUAAACUUGUAAAAGUUCCUCUGCAGCGCUAUAUUGCAGAAAAGCUCCCUUGGAUUCAGUACCACGAAUUAGCAGGUGCAGGACACUUGUUUCCCUACGCUGAUGGUAUGAGUGAUGCCAUCGUAAAGUCACUCGUACUGGGAGAUAAGAAAUAGGGCUAGAUGCAGCGAUGCACUCUUCUACUUAUUUUUACUUGGUGAAACUGUAGGGGACCUAGGGAUCAAUUUUCUGAACUACGCCCCCAUUUCUAUUCGCCUUAUUAAUGUUGAUGUUAGUCAUGUCAUUUUCUAUAAGGCUAAGCACUAUUGUGUACAAUUUUUCUUGGCUAUAGUUUUAUUAUAGCCAAGCCAGGAGCAAGAGAAAAUCCAUCCACUUUGGUAGUUCAUUUUCUCUUGGCUUAAGUGAUGAAAUAAUAUAUCUCUUGGCUUAAGUGA